This is a messenger RNA of Guillardia theta CCMP2712, 1428 nucleotides long. RefSeq lists its product as hypothetical. The record is from RefSeq and is a predicted model, not a curated record. Lineage: Eukaryota; Cryptophyceae; Pyrenomonadales; Geminigeraceae. The transcript has 7 exons. Bases 1 to 1428 code for a protein of 475 amino acids.
AUGGUGCUGAUUUCUCUCUCAUUUUUAUCCUCCUGCUCCUCUUGCUCCUCUUGCUCCUCCUGCUCCUCCUGCUCCUCUUGCUCGUCUCCAGCAGCGAUCCCGCCCCCAUCCCAUGCACUUGUGGAUGUGACCCAUGUGCUGCAAGCUUCCCCUGAUGCCCCGGCAAGUUUUGACGCUGAAACAUUUCAGGCUCAGCUGCUGGACAUUGACAGGCAGAUGAUGUCUUGCCUGGUUUCUGAUGGAUACAACACCAUCAGCUGCCACAUCAGCAGCAAAGCUCUCGAGCAGUUCAACGAGGCCUUCCCAGGGCAGCGCCUGUCGGGGGCUCUGGUUUCUAUUCUACAAGCUGGCUUCGACCUGAACCAAGAGUGCAGCGAGUUUGUGCUCUCAGUGGACAACUUCGAGUGGAUCGGAGGGGAGAGCUUCGCGUUCGGGCAGCCUGUGGACCUCAACGCAGACCCGGAUGUCCAAUCCCUCCUCGGGAUCUUCCGUCGGGAUGGCGAUCAAGCGAGGAUCCCCGACAUUCAGCAGGAGAAGCUUGACUCCAUCCACUCCAACGGCUGGCACGUGAAGGAGCGAGCGGUGGACCUGGACACCGAGGACGAGUGCGUCUCCGAGGCGAGCGAGCACGGGGAGAGCCAGCCUUUCUUCUUCCACGUGCAGGCAGACGGUCUCCUGCACGAGGAGGGCAGAGAGGGCUUGACGGGCAACUUAACGAGCAAGGCGUACGAGAUUGAACUGUGCGAUGUGAACGAGGACAGCAUGCAGUCGUCCACGGACCAGCCGGAUGCCGCGCAUGAGGUCCCUGCGAACCAAGGUUGGGCCGUUCAGAGCGCCAAGGAGUUGCCCUCGACUCAGGAGUUUGACGAUGAUGAUCAUAACCAGCCACAGGAGGAGGAGGAGGAUGAAAAGAGGAAGGAGGAGAAGGAGGAGGAGAAGGAGGAGGAAGGCAACCGCAGCCCCGUCAACGAGAAAUCAGAGUCAACCACCGACAAACCCACGAGGCACCACGAGACGCCUCCGACCCUCGUCAAGGGAGGAAACGCGACGGCCGGGAGCGGGGAGGGAUGGAAGGCGGAGCAGGACAAGUCACGCCGGCAGGCGGUCAAGAGGAUGCUGUCAGAGGGCGAGCAGGAGACAGAAGCAGCUGAAACAGGGAAGGAGAAGGAGGAAGGACGGAGCCAGGAAGGUGGAAGGGGGAAAGGAGGGGAAAGGAGGGAGGAAGAGGAGGGAAGAGAGGAAGAUGGUCAGUUGGACCUGCGGGCAGUGUUAAGAGAGAUGGACUUUGAAAACUCGGUCUUCAGCAAGGAGGAGAGGAGGGCAAGGAGCCACAAGAGGCUGAUACAGGCAGAGAAGAAAUAUUUCGCGAGGAGGAUCAGGGCUCGACGGGUUUUUGAGGACAGGGAGGCGACGGGGCAGUCCGUGUGA